ACCACCUGACUUAUGCCCGUGGACCACACUUUGAGAACCACUGAUCUAGUCGACAGUGCAUGGAUGUGUAUUACAAGUUUGUGGACAGGCUCCUUAAAAAAAAAAAAAAAAAUGAAUGAGAUGCCUGGAAUUUGUAACAGACGAAAGCUUUUUGUGGAGACUCAGACCUCUAUUUUAUAUGUAAUCAGCUGAGAAAGAAAAAAGCAUUAUGUGAUUAACUCUAGCAUUUCUUGUUCUUGGGUACGAAAAAAAUGACCGGCACCUUCCGCGUCUCAAACGCAGCGUUUGUGUGUGCUGGCAAGGCUAAUCAAGACUAAUCGCAUGCAGGAAGUUGUCCGUUUCGACAGAGUAACAACUUCCUGGUUAGUCACAGAGUGUUGGAUCAAUUUUUCUGAACUUUUGUCGGAUGGCUCACGGAUAGCUUUGAUUUAUGUUGGGCCGCUGCUCGUCCAGUGGUGAACAGAUUCAUUCAGUGUAAUGGGGAGCAAAUAGACAUGUUCUGAUGCCGUUAUUAAAGUCAAGCAGCCGGAUGUCGGCAGCAAACAUUGUGAAACAAGGCUCGUUGCAGAAACGUUCCCAGAAUAAAGGCCGGUUUACAGCAGAGAACUACAAGCGUCGGUACUUUGUGCUCACAAAGGACCACUUGAAAUAUUAUGAUGGGAACAGUGAUAGACAUGGAAAGAAAAAAGGGGAGAUUCUUCUGAUGACUGCCAUGGUGGUGGAGUUUGUGGAGGACUUUAUGUUAGAGAACAAGAAAAAUGCAUUUCAGGUUGUGUACAAGGAAUCGUCAGACUUUUUUACACUGUACAUGGUGGCCAGCACUGAGGAAGAGCGAACUGAGUGGGUGGAGGCCAUAAGAAAUGAAGCUGCCAACAGAGGUGCAAACUUUCUCAACAAAUACCACAGAGGAGUGUGGACAAAGUCAAUGGGUAAAUUCAAUUGCUGUGAUCAGAUGGACAGAAAUGCUGUGGGAUGCGUUCUUUCCACGCCAGAAAGGAGUGCUGCAUCAAACAAUUCUGCAGGAAUUUCAAUACCCUCCUUCUCAACUCCUGGAACUAUCUGCCCUCCUCCACCUCCAGUCAGACCUACCCCUGCAAUACCAGGCAAAACUCCCACAUACAUUGCAAUCUAUGACUAUGAUCCUGUGGAAGAAGGAGAUCUAGAACUUUGCAAGGGAGAGGAGUAUGAAAUCCUGGACAAUUCCCGAGAACAUUGGUGGUUAGCCAAGAAUAAGAAAGGGAAGCAGGGGUAUAUACCAUCAAAUUAUGUGAAGAAAAAGUUUGACCUAGAAAUAUACGACUGGUAUUACAAGGACCUGUCCAGAAACCAGGCAGAGAGUAUACUGAAGGAGAAUUCCCAUGAGGGAUGCUUUCUUGUUCGAGACUCCAUCAGUACUCCAGGCUCAUACUCAUUGUCUCUUUAUACUCGAGAAAGUGGCUUACCAGUGCGUCACUACCAUAUUAAAAAAAAUGCUCAAGGUUUCUUCUACAUCGCAGAGAACCAUGUCUUUGAAAGCAUCCCUGAUGUAAUAAAUUAUCACAAGUUUAAUGCUGGAGGGUUAGUAACAAGGCUAAGGGAACCCCCACAGAGAACCAGUAAACCCACAACAGCAGGUUUUGGACAUAGUCAAUGGGAGAUUGAUCCUAAAGAUCUUGAAAUAGGAGAACAGUUAGGGGCUGGUUGCUUUGGGAGUGUACACAAAGGCAGCUUUCGUGGACAAGUGGUUGCGGUCAAGCGCAUGAAGGAGCACACAAUGUCUGAAGAAGCCUUCAAAGAGGAGGCCAGGACCAUGACUCAGCUUAGUCAUAAAAACUUGGUGCAACUUUACGGGGUGGUGCUGAAGAGUCGCCCCAUGUGUAUUGUCACUGAACUUAUGAGAAAUGGUGCUCUUAAUAACUACCUUCAACGACAUCGGUCACGGCUCAUGCAACAGGUGUCUCGUCUCUUGGACAUGUGUGUACAGGUUUGUCAAGGUAUGACCUAUCUUGAAAGUAGAAAGUUCAUUCAUCGUGACCUGGCUGCUAGAAACUGCCUUGUUGGGGACAACACUAUGGUCAAAGUGGCUGACUUUGGUCUUGCAAGGUAUGUUUUAGAUGAUGAGUACCAAAGUUCUGCGGGCACAAAAUUUCCAGUCAAGUGGGCACCUCCUGAAGUACUACAGUAUACUCGUUUUUCCAGCAAGUCUGAUGUCUGGGCAUACGGGAUACUGAUGUGGGAGGUGUUCACGUGUGGAGAUAUGCCUUACAAAGAAAAGCGCAAUAUUGAUGUAGUUGAAUAUGUUGUCACUCAGAACAAACGACUAGCCAAACCUGCCAGUGCACCUAUGAUCAUUUACCAGAUUAUGAUGAAAUGUUGGGAUAAGGAUCCAGAGAUAAGACCUAGCUUUGCUGAAUUACAAAAACAACUUUCAGAGCUCAACAAGGAAGGUGACUAUCCUCAUAUAGAGUAGCAUUGGUGCUUUCAAGAGUUUUUCUCAUGGUUUUUGCAAUACCACCAAAGUUUGUGUGCCACCUUGUUGCUGAAGAUGACUGGGUUUACGCCUUCUCUUUCUUGUGUUCACACAUAACCCACACACAUACACACACAGAGAAAACUUCAGCUAUUGCGAUCACUAUUAUAACUGCAAAGACAAUGAACCUGCAGCCUUCUCUGUCUUCCGUACUUUGUGUUUGAUCGUGACCCAGAGAAGUAUGUGAUUUUUCACAGUAUUUGGAAGUAUUUAAUAAAGACAUUGUAAUAUUUUCAGUAUGUUGCAAUAACAGAAGACUGUAAGAAACUAUUUGAAGGAUUUUUUUUAAAGUUUUAAUUGAAAUCUUGUUGAUGUACACAAUGUAUUUAUUAAGUGCCUAAUUUUGUCUUUUUCCAGCAUGAGUGCUGCAUAAGGGUAGCUAUGUUUAAGACUGAGCUGCUUCUGCUGAACAGUGGUGCAGUUCUUUUUUCAUUUUUUUUCAUCCCCAUAAGGCAACCACAUAUCUUUGCGCAUUUCUGUUUGUGUGUAGUGAAGCAUGGAUGCCAUUUGUUGCAUGUCUUAAAAAUCAGACUGAGAUUCAUUUUAAGUUUACAUGUUGUGCUGAAAUGUUGGUUUUGAUUUAGAAGACCUCACAAAAGAAGUAUGAGGAUCAACCAGCUACAGUCAUUUCUUGGAUUUGUGAAUGCCAAAUGCAAGAUAAUCAUUAUUUAAGUCUGAUCAUAAAAUAUUACAUAUUAAAAUUGUGACAUUACAGGCAGUGUUACAAUGUGUUGCAGACUGAUGUCACUUUAGGCAUUUUGUUGGGAGUUUUCCAUCUUCAAUGAUGGUGAAGAAUUGUCUCAUGUUUUGGGGGUUUUUAGCUUUUAUGAUUUUGGGGCUUUGUUUUUUUUUUUUGGGGGGGGGUGGAGUAAGGGUGGGGUAGUACUGGUACCACAGCAAAAUUCUUGGUCUUUUUUAUAAAUAUAGAAAAGGAGUUUAAUGCUCACAGAGUAUACAGUGCUAAAGUACAUCUUUAAUUUGGGCAUUUAACUACUUCUGCAUCACUAGCUUUUGUGUAAAUUUAUUUUUCAAAUUUUCUUUUAUUUAAUUUUUGUUACUUUCCAUUUAUUCCAUUGACAACUGCUGUCAGACUAACUGCUGCAUCUAAUUUUGAAAGCAUUCCAGGUCUUUCCAUUCUUUCUCACAUUUUACUUUCAAAAGUACUUUAAAUCUUUUAAAAUCAUCAGCAUUCAAUCCAAAUUCACGAAUUUGUCUAACCAUCAUGUUCUGAUGUGUUUUCUUUAAAUCACCACCAUUUUUUAGUUGCAGUUUUGAUUUCCUAGGAGUGUGACUAUUUUUUUUUUUUUUUUUAAAGGGAGUUAUAUCUGUUUUCUUUGUAAUAUGAGAACUAAUUUGAUCAAGUCCUUAACUCCAUAAAUGAGAGAAAAGGACCAUGCAACUAACAAAAAUUAACAAGGGGAAAAUAUAUAUAUAUGACCAAAGAAGUUUUAGUGAGAAUUUUGUCUUCCAAAAUUGCAAAAUUUGACAUGCCGAUCAUAUUUUUAACUAGUCUUCCAGCCAACUUAACUGAAAAGCUCAUUUUGCUUCAAAGAUGUAGAACCUGGUGCAUUUAUUUUUUUUUUUUUUUAAUAAUUUGAGCAAUAUAUAAUAAGGUUUUAAGGAAGGCAAAGACUUUCUUGAGUUGCCAUAUUUACUUUUUUAUGUGUGAAUCUUUGUUUUCCCUUGCUUUGACCUAUUCAAGUCACAUGAUUAAGAUAGCUUUGCAUCAUAAUGUAGUGAAAGCAUCCCACCUACUCAGUGUCUCCAAGCAUGGCCUCAUUUUUCAAUGCUAUAAGUGUUCCAUAAACCAAACCUUGUUUCAUUAUACAAAGAUUAUAUUUUCUACCCUUUGUUUUUCAAAAUGGAUAUCUUUGAUAAUAGUGUAAAUACUUAUAGUAUCAGAUAACAGACAAGGCACAUAUAUAAUUAUUUAUUUUGUUACUUAAUUUCAAGUGGUAGACAGGCUUAGAGCUGUUAAUGCCUAUGAGAAGAGCUUUCAGUUCUUUUUGUUUUUUAUGUCCCAUACAGUGAACUGGUUAACAUUGGCUUUAAAUUAUGGUUGUACUUAACAGGCAAUGUUGCAUGAAGAAAAACAUACUUCAGAAAAAAUUUAAUUUUAAAAACUGAACAAUUAUGCUGUCACUAAGCAGUUUUAAACUAAUUUAAAUCAAUACAAAUUUUUUUUUUUUUUUAGUCUUCGUUACUCCUCGAGGAGCAUAGGGCUCCUACAACGUCUCGCCAGCGGACCUGGUUUUAGGGCAGCCCCCUUCAGUUGGG
Messenger RNA from Pomacea canaliculata, 4786 nucleotides. RefSeq names its product tyrosine-protein kinase TXK-like. The coding region runs from base 503 to 2449 and encodes 648 amino acids. Gene Ontology annotation, biological process: peptidyl-tyrosine autophosphorylation; intracellular signal transduction. Lineage: Eukaryota; Metazoa; Mollusca; Gastropoda; Architaenioglossa; Ampullariidae. The record is from RefSeq and is a predicted model, not a curated record. Gene Ontology annotation, molecular function: ATP binding; protein binding; non-membrane spanning protein tyrosine kinase activity. The transcript has 18 exons.